AACUGAAAAAAAAAAAAUCUUGGAAAGAAGGAUGAGAAAGAAAAUACAGAAACCUGAAAGCUUUCGUAUAGGCCGCCUAAAAGAGAGAAGCUUGACGAUGAGAUGAGGUUGAUGAUGUGAAAAUGGCAAUGGCAGCUGCAAUUGGUAUUGGAAUUAAUAUUGGUUUCACUUCCUGUAAACGCCCCUUUGCUGCAAUUCGUCCCCCUCUUAUCUAUUGUUUUGCCAAGCUUCCUCGCAUUAGCUCACUUUCUGCUGUUGAAUCACCCAAAGCCGAUGCAUAUCCAGCCCUUCCUGCAGCUUCUGUUAAUGGAGGUAUUAAUUGCAAAGCACAAGAAUGGAAGACGUGGAGCUCUAAAGAAUUGGGCAUCACUAAUUCCAUGAUUGACAAACCUACUCAAUUUGUUCUCAAAACCCUCAAAAAGAAAGGAUAUGAGGUAUACCUUGUUGGAGGAUGCGUGCGCGAUCUCAUCUUGAAGAGAAUUCCCAAGGAUUUUGACGUUAUCACUUCUGCUGAGCUCAGAGAGGUUGUUCGUAGCUUUUCUCACUGUGAAAUUGUUGGAAAGCGAUUUCCUAUUUGUCAUGUCCAUGUAUCAGAUUCUAUUAUAGAGGUGUCAAGUUUUAGUACUGUUGCAAGGAAGUCAAGGAAGAAUUUCAAUAGUCUUUCAAAAAGGCCUCGAGGCUGUGAUGAGCACGAUUACAUUCGCUGGAGAAAUUGUGUUCAACGAGACUUCACAAUUAACGGGCUGAUGUUUGAUCCUUACUUAAAGUUAGUAUAUGACUAUAUUGGUGGUGUUGAAGAUAUUAAAAGAUCUAGGGUGCAUACAGUAAUCCCUGCAUUUUCAUCUUUUACAGAAGAUUGUGCUCGCAUUUUACGUGCUUUUAGAAUUGCUGCACGCUUAGAGUUUAAAUUUACAAAAGAACUUGCACUAUCUUUGAAAGAAUUAUCUCUCUCGGUGCUAAGACUUGACAAGGGAAGGAUCCAUAUGGAGAUGAAUUAUAUGCUGGCUUAUGGAUCUGCUGAAGCUUCUAUAAGGUUACUGUGGAAGUAUGGCCUUUUAGAGAUACUAUUACCCUUACAAGCAGCAUAUUUUGUUUCCCAGGGUUUUCGAAGGAGAGACAAAAGGUCUAACUUGCUUCUGUCUUUGUUUUCAAAUCUGGACAAACUCCUAGCACCAGAUCGACCAUGCCAUAGCAGCUUGUGGGUAUGCUUAUUAGCAUUUCACAAAGCAGUGGCUGACCAACCACAGGAUCCUUUGGUUGUUGCUGCAUUCUGUCUAGCUGUCCACAAUGGUGGUUCUUUAUAUGAAGCUGUAAACAUUGCAAAGAGCAUCAAUCGACCACAUGAGUCAAGUUUCCAUGAAUUACUUGAACAUCAGACACAAAAUGUGGAUGUGAAUGUGAAUUUGGUAAAUGAUGUCAAAGAUCUUGCUGCUGCUGUUAAAACAGCAUUGUGUCAGAUGACUGAUGAGACUAUCGUUUCCCAAGCAAUGGCAAAGUAUCCAAAGGCACCUUUUUCAGACAUGGUUUUCAUUUCAUUGGCAUUACAAUUGAGGACAGACAGGAUAAUAAGCUGUGUUACAAAGGGAAGGGAAAAGGGAUUUGUGCCAAAGCAUGGGACUAGGAUUAACUACGAGUCUUUGGCUAUUGGUAACUUGCAUGAAGUGCGAUUUAUGUUGUCAAGAAUUAUUUUCGAUACAAUUUAUCCACCACACUUGAACAAACAUGUCAAUGGAAAUUCAUUUUUACAUGAAUAAUAGAUUUUUAGAUGGUAGGAAAUUCUUUCUUCAGAGGAAUAUAUUUUUUUCUAAGGUAUCUUACUCUCUACUUCAAAGCCUACUAGACUUUGUUUAAUA
Molecule: messenger RNA, 1853 nt
Organism: Spinacia oleracea (spinach)
Lineage: Eukaryota; Viridiplantae; Streptophyta; Magnoliopsida; Caryophyllales; Amaranthaceae
Exons: 14
Coding region: 123-1754 (543 amino acids)
Biological process (GO): RNA processing
Molecular function (GO): nucleotidyltransferase activity; RNA binding
Source: RefSeq, a predicted model, not a curated record